This is a messenger RNA of Cajanus cajan (pigeon pea), 1378 nucleotides long. RefSeq lists its product as uncharacterized. Lineage: Eukaryota; Viridiplantae; Streptophyta; Magnoliopsida; Fabales; Fabaceae. The record is from RefSeq and is a predicted model, not a curated record.
UUCAAGAUACCUUCAAAUCAAAACAACAGACCUCUAAACCUUUAACCCCUGCUAAUAUGAGUGAAAGAAGGGCACAAGGGUUAUGUUAUUUCUGUGAUGAACCCUUUACUCCCGAGCAUGGAUUAAGCCAUAAAAAACUGCAGUUGCAUGUGAUGGAAGUGGAUGAGUUACAAGAUAAUGAGGAGGACGAAGUGUUGCUAGGAAACUCCAUGGGACCCAAUUCUACAGAUCCCCAAAUUUAUGUUCAUGCCAUCACCGGAAUUGCCAAUUUCCAAACCAUGCGUGUGACUGGUUACCACAAAAAGAAGCCUCUCCAUGUUCUGAUUGACAGUGGCAGUACCCACAAUUUUUUGGACAUUGAGGUAGCUAAAAGGUUGGGUUGCAGGAUUGAUGCUUUUGAUUCCCUGAGUGUGGUUGUUGCAGAUGGCACUAAGAUAAAUGUUUCUGCAGUAGUUAGAGGAUUUCAGUGGACAAUCCAACAAACCAAAUUCACUUCUGAUAUGUUGCUCAUUCCAUUAGGGUGCUGUGAUUUGGUCUUAGGGGUCGAAUGGCUAGUGUCGUUGGGUGAUAUUGUAUGGAAUUUUAAUAAGUUGCAGAUGGAGUUUUAUGUUCAGGGAAAGAGACAUGUAUUGAGAGGAGCCUCUUCGGGACUGAAAACAGUUAAGAAACAACAAUUGGAGAAAGCUAUGGAAACUGGUGUUCAUUUGUCAUUUUUACAAGUGUGUGAUGGCCAAGGUGGUCUUCUAAAUUCUCUUACUACUCAGGCUGUUGUUGCUGAAGUCCCUCCUACUGUUGCCAAAUUAUUGGAGGAGUUUGCUGACCUAUUUCAAGAACCUAGUGAGUUACCUCCUAGCAGACCGGGUCAUGACCAUCAGAUUCCUCUAGUCCCAAGAGUUGGGCCAAUUAGUAAGAGACCCUACAGGUAUGCUAAACAACAGAAAGAUGAGAUUGACAAAUUGGUUCAGGAAUACUUGGCAGCUGGUAUAAUUCAGAACAGUAGUAGUCAAUUUUUAGGCCUACCCAAGACAUGGCAUUAACAAAAGAUCAAUUACGACUAUGCACCUAUAUUUUUUACCCUGACUAUAAACUCAGUGAAGUACUCCUAAAAAUGAAUUACAUAGAGGUUACAAGACAAUAAUUACAAUGUUUAAGUCCUGGAAAUAAAAUCAAACGUCAGGUUGUUGCUUGGAUGUCAAUGAAGAUCACUGAUAUGCAGGAAAAGAUUACUGACCAAACCAUUUGGUCUCUUCCUCCUGAAUUUGCGGUAACCUUUCAUUGUUAUUAUUUUUCUAACAUUUCUUUUUUUUCCAAGUCCACAACCCAAUACACUUUACUUUUGUUUUUUGACUAAUAAUUUUCCCAAUUUGUAAAUAUUAUC